CAGUUCACAUAAUUUACACCAACCGAAGAGUCAGGUAGACUUCUCUAUAGUUUUUAAUCUGAAAGGAUUGUUUCUCGGGCAAUAGCAAGAAUGCGCCCCGUGCUGUUUUUUCUCCUUGGAGCUCAUCUUGCUUAUGCUGGAACACACUCUCUGAGAUACUUCUACACUGGUGUGUCUGGAGACAUUGACUUCCCAGAGUUCACUUCAGUUGGUCUGGUAGAUGAUGAGCAGUUUACGUACUUUGACAGCAACAUAAUGAAAACUGUGCCAAAGACAGAGUGGAUCAGACAGAAUGAGGGAGCAGAUUACUGGGACAGAGAGACUCAGAUUGGUAUUGACAACCAUCAGAGCUUCAAAGUCCACAUCCAGACCCUGAAGGGACGCUUCAACCAGUCAGCAGGUAAGUUAGUAACAAACCCACCUACACACACAGACAAAGCCAUUACUUUUACUUGCCAGUGA
Sinocyclocheilus rhinocerous is the source of this 462-nucleotide messenger RNA. RefSeq names its product class I histocompatibility antigen, Gogo-B*0201 alpha chain-like. Bases 91 to 462 code for a protein of 123 amino acids. The record is from RefSeq and is a predicted model, not a curated record. Lineage: Eukaryota; Metazoa; Chordata; Actinopteri; Cypriniformes; Cyprinidae. Gene Ontology annotation, biological process: immune response. Gene Ontology annotation, cellular component: external side of plasma membrane. The transcript is spliced from 2 exons.